Messenger RNA from Symbiodinium natans, 2790 nucleotides. The record is from the annotation of a GenBank genome assembly. NCBI's taxonomy places the organism in Eukaryota, Dinophyceae, Suessiales, Symbiodiniaceae.
AUGAACAUACCAGCAGGCAAGGUCUCUGUAGACGACCCGGUGUAUACCUUGGAGGGCCCCGACCUCGAGACCGCCGCCGCGGACUUGGCCGUAGUUCUCCUAUGGACCGCCGUCGCUGGCUUCCCCGUCAAGCUCUCAAAAGCCACCGGGGGCAAGCGCGUCGAGUGGGUCGGCGCAAGCAUAUCCUGCAGGGACGAGGAGAAGGCCGUCGUGGUGACCAUACCCAAGGCCAAGGUCGCGCAACUCCUGGCGGAGACCGAGAAGCACUUAGGUAGGGCCGUGAUUGGAGCUAAGGAACUUCGAUCAUACGCCGGGGCACUCUCAUUUGUGGCUGGUCUGGUGCCACACCUUCGGCCGUUCCUGGCGACGUUCUGGGCAGCCCUUUCGAAGCAUGAUAUCACGAGUGAUGGUUCACCUUACACUCGAACCAGAAAGUUGAUUCAUGUUAGAAGGGUCAGCCCGGCACUUCGUUGGGUAAAGGCGUUGCUGUCUGGCACCGAGACAGUAGAGAGGAUCUUCUACGCCAACCCGCCGGCCACUGACUUGGAGCUGGUGACAGAUGCCUCGCCAUGGGGCAUCGGUGGAGUGUGCCGACGAAAUGGAGAGCCGCUGGCAUACUUCCACAGCCAUCUCCCGGACGACAUCCUCGCCAAAUUUUCAGCGGAAAGGGGGGUGUCAAGCUACAACACCCUAUGGGAAGGCCUCGCCCUUUUGGUAGCUUUCAGACUGUGGUUACCGGCACUCACCCACGGCUCGGUGUUUCGGGCGAAGUCGGACAACCUAGGCUUCCUGAUGGCAUUGUCCAAGGGAAGCGCUAAGUCACCGGCCCUGAACGUGCUGGCGCGGGAGUUUGCUUUUGACCAGGCCACCCGAUGCUACCAAAUAAGGGGGCUGGUCCACAUCGCGGGUGUGUCCAAUGUACAGGCGGACGCACUCUCGAGGUUGAGCGCUCCAGAACGAAAGCCAUUCCCGUCGGAGCUGCUAGCCACCCCUCGCUGUGAGGCGAAGCUGGGCGGCGACUCCUGGAAGGUGGUCCUGCUCUCGGGCGGCCUGUGGAAGAUGUCAGGCAGCCGGACGGGUCAGGGGCAGGAACUUCUCCUAGCCGAUUCCAGGUCGGUGACAUCCGUAGGCCCGGUAGAGUCAAGGCUCAAACUUUGGUGCGAUGUUUCAAAGCGAGCCAGACUCGAACCAUUUCGGCUCACGCCUGAUGGCAUAUAUUCCGUUAUGGGCGCCUUUAAAGCCGCCGGGUACCGGUCUGCAAUGCAGUAUCUGGAUCUUGCGAAGCAGGAACACAUCCAUCGGGGGCACGCCUGGAGCGAACAGCUGGCGCUCGCGUAUCGAGUGUGUUCCCGGUCGUGCAAGCGCGCCCUGGGGCCGUCCAAACAGGCCUCGGCGCUUCCAAUGGACAAAGUCCCGACCGUUACUAGGGACGAGGCUAUGGUCACCAACGGUCCCCGCGACCCAGGGACAGCCACCAUUGUAGCAUCGUGGUGGCUCCUUCGCGAAAUCGAGGCCUCACAUGCCCGAAUCCAGCAUCUUACUUUCGACCAUGAGUCCAAGACGGUAGCCUGGCUCUUGCCUUCGUCUAAAACAGACGUCGCGGCUUUGGGGGCGACUCGAAAGCACGCCUGUUCCUGUGAAGUGCUGAGUCCCCAGCUCUGCCCUUACCAUUCCGUUCUUCGUUUGGUGGGCAGCCGCGGUCCCUUGGAGCCCGUUUUCGUUGACAUCAACGGGGCGCCGCCCUCGAAGGCGGGCUGGGCUGACACCGCGCGCGCUCUUGGCGUCCCCGUUUCUUGGCCAAUGAUACGUCAGAUGUCGCAGCUGUCAGAGCUGGCAAUCGAAGCGGGCCACAAGGACUCACUUGCCAGAGCACGUCGUGAGCUGGAGGCACUUCUCCGGAAGGCUAGACCUUCCUUAGCUAUCCCGGAUGCCGACUGGUGUGAUGAGCUGAUUGGAACGGAAGCGCCGCCGCCGCCAUCUGUGCCCCAUGACAGCUCCGAAAGGCUCAUUUUGAAUCUCUCACCUGGAGGAAAGAUACAUCGGUGCCGAACCGACUUCUCGGAGGUGCAAGAGAUGUUUUCCCUCGGCGCGUCGGACAAACUCGUCUGCGAGUUCCGCGUCGGUGUCUUCAGUCAGGUGGGUGUGAUCCCGGCCCUCUUGAGUUUUCGGAUCAUCUCCGAUCCGAUUAGCAAGAAGAGCGACCUUACGGGCCUCCGACAGUCGCCAGCCUUCAGAUGCGUUGGGGACUGGAGGAAGGAGCUAACGAUCGCGGACGAGGGCGGCCAUGAGGCAGCCGUGGCGCAAUUGGAAAGGUGCGUGGAGACCUACCAGUGGCAGUGGCGCGUAUGCUUCAGGAGUUUGGCAUCGAUGCUGAUCUUCCUGCAUGUGCUCUACUUGAUCGCCCCGGACGUGCAUGCGGACCCGAAGGACUCUCCAUUGCUGGCGUUGCUCCUGACGCCCUUUGUGUCGAACCCCUUGGCCCUGGCGCCAGCCAACUCGCCAGUGAGGCUCCUGCCAGCAGAGGGCGCCCUCUGCUGUCUUCUGGCCAUGCUUCUGGGCAGCCGUGCCCCACUGCCGCUUGCGCUUGGGGUUUCCGUGGCGCACGUUGGCCUCUGGUUCUGGGCGGCUCUGGCAGCUGCUGAGUCUCUGGCUUUGCUGCUUCCGAUUUCGCUGCUGGCACCCUUCUUGUGGGUGCUCGCCUGGUAUGUAGGACAGUCCAUGAAGAUUGGGGAGGUAGGACUACGAGACCUGCGGGGUUUGGCUGAGCCCGACAAAGCGAAGGGCAGCUGA